Messenger RNA from Canis lupus familiaris (dog), 6047 nucleotides. RefSeq names its product leucine rich adaptor protein 1 (gene LURAP1). Bases 111 to 830 code for a protein of 239 amino acids. NCBI's taxonomy places the organism in Eukaryota, Metazoa, Chordata, Mammalia, Carnivora, Canidae. The transcript has 2 exons. The record is from RefSeq and is a predicted model, not a curated record. Gene Ontology annotation, biological process: positive regulation of canonical NF-kappaB signal transduction; positive regulation of cytokine production.
GGACCCACCCGUUCCGCUGGGCGCCGGCAGCCGGGAGUCGAGGACCCCCGCGACCCAGCCCCAGCCGGCCGGCCGGCCGGCCGCCCGGUCCUCUUCAGCCGUAGGCCCGCAUGGAGGGGACUGCGGAGUCCCAGACGCCUGACCUGCGAGAUGUGGAGGGCAAGGUGGGCAGGAAGACCCCCGAAGGGCUGCUCCGCGGGCUGCGAGGCGAAGGGGAGCCGGGAACCUCUGGCGCCCCGCUGCUCCCGGGGGCGCCUGGCGCGGGCCACGGCCUGGGGGACAAGAUCAUGGCGCUGAGGAUGGAGCUGGUUUACCUGCGAGCCAUCGAUGUGAAGAUCCUGCAGCAGCUGUUGAGCUUGAAUGAGGGCAUCGAGGCUGUGCGCUGGCUGUUGGAGGAGAGGGGGACACUGACCAGCCACUGCAGCAGCCUCACCAGCAGCCAGUAUAGCCUGACAGGCGGGAGCCCAGGCCACUCAAGGCGAGGCAGCUGGGACAGCCUGCCAGACACUAGCUCCAUGGACCGGCUGGACAGUCUCUCCAUUGGCAGCUUCCUAGACACGGUGGCCCCCAGCGAGCUGGAUGAACAGGGCCCCCCUGGUGCUCCCCGCCCUGAGACGGACUGGGCAAAGGUUAUACCCAGUGGGGACAGGGCCAGGACUGAGGUGGACCCGACAGCCAGCAGACUAGGGAGCUUGAGGGCUGUAUGGAAGCCCCCAGGGGAGGGGCUCCAUGGUGGACCUCCUGAGCCCCUAGAGGAUGAAGGUGCCAAACUGGGCUUUGAGGCCCACUGGUACUGGGGGCAGUGCCAGGAUGACGUGACCUUCUUAUAAUAACUUUCCCACCCUUUUGUAUUCCUGUGGCUCUUUUAUCGCUAGGCCCUGGUCUCCCUAGAAGUUUAUUCUCCCUCAUUCUGGGGCUAGGAAGAGGCUACAUUGAAAUCAGUUACCAUGGAAACUGGUCUUACCAUCCUUUUGGUCCCUGAGGAGGCUGUCCUUUAUCCCUCCAUUAUUGGGACCCUAGAGCUAUUUCCACAGAUACAUUGACUCUAGAGGCUUGGCCCGUGGCUCCUGGUGUGAUAGUAUCUCUUCCCGUGCCCCUGCAACUAGGUCAGGAUUUGAGGGAUUUAGGAACCCUAGGAGAUCGCUGAAGAAGAGAUGGGGGUGCAAUGACUUCACCCAACAUCUUGGAGCCUUGGCCCCCCUCUUGGCCAAGAUGGAGAUUGUGGAGGGACAUGGACAUUCAGGGCCAACCCUCCAUGGAUUGGCCCUCCCAGAAGCCUUUGGGGUUGGUAGAACCACCCCUUCCUGUCUGGUGAGUGAUGUCACUUCCUGCCAAGAUGGGUUAGCCUCUCUUUGGUACGGGUCCUUAGGGGUCAGUAUGCAGGUGGCUGAGCCCCUGCUGCUAAGUGAGACCAUACCAUUUAUUCUCUAUACCAUUAUUUCUUGCAAGUGGGGACAUUCCCCCCUCCUGGGAGGAAAGCUGCUCACUGCCAGGGAUUUGUGCUUCUUUUCAGAAAGAUUCUUACUUUUUAAAUGGAAUGUUCUCAUUUUAGUCCAGAGGGUCUCACUUCCUCUGUGGCCACAUUCCUGUCUGAUGCCAGUAGUCCUAUAUCUGUGCGUUUAGGAAGGGAAAUGCCGGGGCCUCUACCCACAGCUCUCACAAGUUUGUAUGGCCUGCCCUAUUUGGUCCCCUGUCUUACCCUGUCCCUGGCUUGCCCCCCUUCUUGUAUUCUGGCUCCAAAUCUGUCUGCCAGGAGGUUCAGCUUUUGUGUCUCCACACCUUCUCGGUUUCCACUUCCACUUCGGGGCCUCAGGCCUUUUAUAUGCAGAUGAGUUUCCCCAUUUCUCCCCCCCAAACACCUUCUUUCCCCAUUGCUGAUGGAAAUCUGAGGGAGGAGAAGCUUGAAGUCUCUGGGCUCUGGGGGGGGUGUAUCAUAAUUUCUAAAGUGGGGAGGUGUCUUCUCUGAUCCCAUGAUUUCCCUUCCCCCAUCCUGCCCGGGACCUUCCAGCAUAGGGUCACAAGGAUGCCUGCCAGAGGCUGAGACACAAGAACUCCCCUUGUCUGGGUUACAAUGGAUGGUGGGGGGUGGGGGGUGGCAGGGAAAGACAGAGGCCCUUUGGUCCUAGGGCCCACAUCCUGGGAGGGGGAGAGAUGGUGAAGGGGGGAAGCCUACUUUCCUUCCUCCCUUAGAGCAAGCCCUAGAUGCCUGGGACCUGAGGAGAGGGCAGGAGACCGGUUCUGGGCCUGGGUCCUUGGACCCUAGGGAAUUACAACGAAGAAAGAAUUCACAGAAGCUGCCAACCUGGAGCCCAAGGAGGGGACAGAUUGGGCGGCAGGGACAGCGGUGGUGAGAGCAGGGGCUGUGACUGAUGUCAGAGAAUGAAUUAUUGGCGAUUAACCCUUGGAACCCCAGCUAACUGCCCCUAUUUUGGUCCUUGUCUUUCCUGGGGCCUGAGACUAAUUAUAGGAAGGCAAAAAAGAGAAAAGGAUGUCAGGUGAUCCUUACCUAGUUGUUGUGCCGUCUUGUGUGGAGGUGUCUUCCUCCAAUCCUAAAAUAACCCCUGCAGUUUCUUUACUUUUCUUUCUCUGCUGGGGAAGGGAAGGAAGCCAAGUUCAUCUCCACUUCCCCUAAAUUCCUCAGGUUUUGUUCUGCAAGCACUGCGCCCGGUCGUUUGGCGGCAAUACAUUCAGUCUGUAGCUCUCUCCUAAAGACUCUCUCCUAUCUCCUCAAGGUGAUGGAACUCUCUAAAGCAUAUUCUUAGCCCCUCCUCCUUUGCCACCUGCCAGCCCUCUCUGUGCCACUUCUCCUGGACUUGGGGCACCUGCCGCCCCCUCAGGCUGGGAAUUCAGAUACCCCUUUCCAGUGCCUACUCUGUUGCCAUUUUGUAAUGUACUCUUGGGUAAACUACCUUUUCAUUUCAAAGCCUUGUAUUCCUUUUUGAAGUGCAGUGUACUCCUUUGGGUAGGCUACACACUUCUGAGCUGAAGAGGUUGCGCACCCUCUUGUGGCCAUUAUGUACCAUUGCCGGGGUAACUGCACAGAAGCCCUAAGUUCAAGGAGACAGACCAGCCCCUUUGUGCACAGACAGGUAGAGAGACAGGCCUGAAGAGGGCCGAGACUUGUCCAGUGUCACCAUUGUAGAUCUACACCAAUGCUGGGUUAGAGAGCCCCUUGCCUGUCUGCCCACAGUGUCAUCACUUGGCCAGACUGUUGGUUCCCUCACCCCACCCAGUUGACAUCACCCAAGCCGAAAGAACAGAAAGAAAUUUCUCCAGUUUAAUAUUUGGGUUCUUCACCCCACUCUAGAGAGGCAGCUCAGUGUUUGGAGAAAGAGCUAUAGGCUCUGAGGAAGGAGAACCUUGGACCUGGAUUGGGUAGAGGGCUCAUGAAUCUGGACUGCAGAUAUAAGAAAAAUCAUCCUGGACCAACUGUUUUUCCAGGGAAGCUCAGCAUUUCAGACCUGGAGGUUAGAUGUGGGGUGGGGGUGGGGAGAUUUGGGAUGAGGAAAUCCAGAUGGGUCCUGUGGAGUGGGCGAGGAGCUCCCCAGGUCAAGGGAGUACAGCUGGGUAGGCACAUUUGGGUAAAGGCCAAGAUGAGACUGUUCAUGGCUGCUACAGAAACAAAGCCCAGGAGGGGAAAGCGGGGUGCUGACAGAAUGAGUCCAUGAAGGAGAUACAAGGCAAGUGUAAGGGCCCACAUUUAGGAUGGGAUGGUAUGGUUAACACUGGGCCGACUGGAAGCUCAGUGGCAGCCUAGGGGAGAAGGGCUCGGGGCUUGUAGCAGACAAGCUCACUGUGCAUGGUGCCAGGGGCUACUGGGUGUUCAGUGACGCCUGAUGAUUGAAUGAAAGAAUGAAUGUGUGUAAACCCACCAGGAGAUGUGACCUAUUUUCUUAAAAAGUGGGUAAUUAGAUAGUAGGAGGUAAUUUAAAACCUUAUUCUAUUUAAUUCAAAGCAACCCUAUAACUAACACAUUCCUAACAAUGUAUGGUUGCUUAGACGUUUGCUCAAGGUCAGAGAGGUACGAAAUCAACUAUGAUAUGAACCUGAGUCAGCCGACUGCUUGGGCGCCCAGGAAGCCUUCCCUGAUUCUUCACUUGUCACUGUCACAGACGUUACUCUUCUAGGAGAACAGGUUAUGCUGCCCAGUGACAGGGCCAGUGUACUAGCUCCUUACUGCCGCUGUAAUGAAUGAGCACAACGGCUUAAAACAACACAAAUUCAAUAUAUUACAGUUCAGGAGGUCAGAAGUCUGAAAUCGGUUUCACUGGGCUGAAGUAAAGUCAAGGUGUUGACCUAUCUGUAUUCCUCCUGGAGACUCUAGAAGAGAAUCCAUUUCUUUGACUUUUCUGGCUUCUAGAGCCUGCUUGCAUUCCUUGGUUCAUGGCCCCUUCCUCCGUCUUCAAGGCAGUAGAAUGGCAUCUUCUCUCCUCUCUGACCUCUGCUUUCAUUUCUUCUAAUUCUAUUUUCUCUUAUGAGGAUUAUGUUGUGAUUACAUACGCUUGGGAGUAUAUUGGGCCCACUGGGAAGAUCUAGGAUCAUCUCCCCACGUCAAGAUCCUUACUUAACCUUAUCUUCAAAGUCCCCUUUGUCAUAAAAGGUAAGAUAUUCACAGGCUUUGAGGAUUAGAACAUGAACAUCUUUGGUGGAAGAGCCAUUAUACAGCCUACCAAAAGCAGAGAUGGAGGGUGGGUAGAUGGAUGCACCCAGCAUCCAUCUGUGUUUUGUCCAGGUUCCCUAAGCUUGAAGUGAAGGGUGGCAGGAAGAUGGGUGGCCAAGGGGAAGGUGGCCAGGUCCAGGCCCCAUGUCUGGAAAGUGUGCAAUGUGCCUCUUACAUAAUCACUACCAGGAAGAGCUGAGACGGAAGGGAGAAAUUCUCAGUUUAGGGAAUUUUGAGGCUUGACACUUUCCUAGUGAACAUGGUAGUGGAUUCCAGCAGGCUCUGUCUUCAACACUGCCUCCUCUCUAAAACCAUUCUGUGCUCCUCAAGGCAGAAGAUAAUUACCAGCAAACUAGUCUGGGCUCUCUGAAAAGGGUAGAUUCAUUGUCACCUUUUUAAAUCCUUAUGUUUGGGAUCCCUGGGUGGUGCAGCGAUUUGGCGCCUGCCUUUGGCCCAGGGCGCGAUCCUGGAGACCCGGGAUCGAAUCCCAGGUCGGGCUCCCGGUGCAUGGAGCCUGCUUCUCCCUCUGCCUGUGUCUCUGCCUCUCUCUCUCUCUGUGUGACUAUCAUAAAUAAAUAAAAAUUAAAAAAAAUAUUGAAAAGAUUCUAAAAAAAUAAAAUAAAUAAAUCCUUAUGUUUUAUUCCUUAAUAAGUUAAACCAUGCCUCUCAGAACAUGGUGAACUCUCAUCCUCAGUUAAUAACUAGGGCCUUUAUUGCUUUAUUUUCUUCUUUUGAUCCCUGACCCCAAUUCUCAUUCCUCUCCCUGACCUAGGCACACCCUCUAAUGUUUUAGUAUGUGUUUGGAUAUAUUUGUAUGUUUAAAAAAAUAUGUAAUUGUGUGCUUAUGUGUUUUAAUAUAUAUAAAUGGUAUUCUUUACUACUAUAAGCUAACUUCCACAAUGAAUUGCCCCGUAUUUCAGCGAUUUAACACAGUAAAGAUUUAUUUUUCACUUAAGCACAGGUGUUCCUGCCUAGACAGCUCUCUUCCACUGUCCAUUUCAGGUCCCAGGCUCCUUCCAUUUUUCAAGUGGUGAUAGCCUGAUUCUGCAUCAUAAAGUUCCUGUCAACUUUUUCCAAAUUGUUUUAAUAUCCAUUAACAUCUGUUUCAUAAAUUGGCUAUUUCACAAGAUAUUACAAAAUGAUGACUUUUAUUAGUUCUAAUUCUAUACAGAAAAUCUUUUUCACAUCCUCUAGACCAUUUGGUUACCCUAAAAUAAAGUUUAUACCAGAAUAGCAAGAUGAAUGCUUAAAUCUCUUACCGCACUUAUCCCUUUUAAACUAGUAAACUGAUGCCCUAGCAACUUGGUGUUCAAUUAUUUUGUUUUGUUUUACUCUCUCUUUAAAUUAUUGUGAAUUUGUAGUUUUAAAUAUAUUUAAUGUCUUUUAA